Molecule: messenger RNA, 2018 nt
Organism: Ogataea polymorpha
Lineage: Eukaryota; Fungi; Ascomycota; Pichiomycetes; Pichiales; Pichiaceae
Exons: 1
Coding region: 121-1962 (613 amino acids)
Molecular function (GO): pseudouridylate synthase activity
Source: RefSeq, a predicted model, not a curated record
CCGGCAACAAUCGGGUUUGUGAACGGCAGGGCGAAGGUGGGGCUUUCGCAGGGCGAUCUCGAGGCCCUGGCCCGGCCAGGAGAAAAGUAUAAGGUGUCCCGCAGAGACAUUCCGUACGUGAUGGCUCGGCAGCUUACUGGCGGAACGACGAUCGCUGCGACGAUGAUUCUUGCCCAUCGCGCGGGAAUCGACGUGUUUGCCACAGGAGGACUCGGCGGCGUGUCGCGGCCGUUCGAGUUGAUGGACGUGAGCGCCGAUCUGGAUGAGCUUUCCAAGACCCCCGUUGCUGUGGUCUGUUCCGGGCCCAAAUCCAUUCUGGACGUUGCACGCACGAUGGAGUAUCUGGAGACCAAGGGCGUGCCCGUGGCCACUCUGGCAGAUGGUCCGAAGACGCUGAACGUGCCAGGAUUCUACACUAGAGACUCCGGCGUGGCUUCUCCGUUUGUUCUGGAGAACACGCUCGAGGCGGCACGGCUGGUGCACAGCGGCAAGGACGGGAUGCGGCUGGAGAACGGCUACGUCUUUUGCGUGCCGCCGCCGGCAGACAUCGCGCUUCCGGCAGAAUACAUCAACCGGGUCAUUGCGCAGACGCAGCAGGAGGCAGAACAACUUGGUGUUUCGGGCAAGCAGCUGACGCCUUUUAUGCUCGGCCGCAUCAACGAGAAGACGGACGGGCUGAGCGUGAAAUGCAACAUUGAGUUUGUGCGCAACAACGCAGUGGUGGGGUCGAAAAUCGCCGCCGAGCUUGCGCAGCUGCGCAGCUCGUUGCAACCAGUACACCAGCCGUCCAAGAAUCCGGCCCCAAAACCGGCCCAGGAAACGACUCGAAAGCCCGCCAGAGCCGUUGUCGUCGGGUCUGUGGCGCUGGACUCCACCAGCACGGUCAGCACCGUCCGAUUCCAGGACUCGUGUCCCGGCAAAACAGAGUACUCUGUUGGCGGGGUCGGCUUCAACGUGGCUCUUGCGGCCGCGGCCGUGGGCGGCCCUCAACACGUGGCGCUGGUCUCUGGCCUGAACCAAGCAGACUUUGCCGGUAAAACGGUCAUGGCUGCUUUUGCCGAACGCGGACUCAGAACAGACGGGCUCAUUCACCUUGCCGGCCGCACCGCGCAGUACACCUCAGUCCACGACCACCGCGGAGAUCUCGUCAUCGCGUGUGCCGACAUGGCGAUUGUGGAGCAGCUUGCUCCGCAGCAUGUUGUCGCCAAGCUUGAGCAGCUGGACCCGAAUUACGUGCUCAUGGACACCAACGUGUCGGAGGCGGUGAUGGAUGCGGUUUUCGAUAGCUGCAACGGCGCGACGCGGCUGCUGGUCGAGCCUACGAGCGGAACAAAGGCUCGGAAACUUGCACAAACCACAAGGCUGGGCUGUUUCCCUGAAAAUAGAGUCCAUCUGAUCACCCCAACGGUUUUGGAGCUAGAAUCGCUCUACAACGCUUUCUACGCUGCCGGCCGGUUCGAAGCGGUCUCGUCCUGGUUCAACGUUCUGGACUCGCUCAACAUCAACUCUGCGCUGCGGAACAGGCUUGAAAAACAACCGAUGGCCAGACAGUACCUCGAGAAAGGCGUGCUCCAGCAGGCGUUCCAGCUGCUACCCUACUUCCCUGCUAUUUUGGUGAAGGACGGGCGCAACGGCGUGGUGCUGGUGGAAAUCGUGGGAUCUGAGACGGCAGAGGACGCGCAGAGUGCCGCGUUCAGCGUGCUCCACCGCGGGCGCAACGGUCUCGGCCUGCUUGUGAGCCACUACCCUGCGCAAAAAAUAGAGGAACACUCGAUAAAAAGCGUCACCGGCGCGGGCGACAGCCUGGCGGGAUAUUUGCUCGCCAGACUCGCGCAAACACGCGCGCUGCCUUUUGCAGCGGAGCGUGGCGCUCUUGUGCACGGCGCUCAGCGCGCCGCCGUCGCAAGCUUGCAGACCACCCAGGCUGUGAACUACGGAGCUCUGGCGAGGGAGAUUACGUAAGCACACGAGUCACGAAAUACAGUAAAUAUUUGGUAUUUUCGCUAGCAGAAAACCAC